Molecule: messenger RNA, 480 nt
Organism: Vicia faba (fava bean)
Lineage: Eukaryota; Viridiplantae; Streptophyta; Magnoliopsida; Fabales; Fabaceae
Source: the annotation of a GenBank genome assembly
AUGCUGCCUCCCGACCUGCAUGAUCAGAUUCAAUACCGAACUAUCGUCACCCCAUUGUUUUGCUACAAUUAUGUGGAGCCUCAUUAUCCAAAUGUUGUAGCAAAACAGUUCGCGGAACUUGAUGAUAUUGACUUGGCCGGUGUUGGAUCUGAUAUGGGAGUGAUUAUUUCAAAGGGAAAUAAAGGCAAUCAUCCCAUCAAUUUUAAAGAACAUUUUAAAAGAGAGCUGAGACAAUGGGAGGAUAUUGAUAGGCGGUUUGCACAAAACUUCCAGACUAUUGAAGCAUCCACUUCCGAGACGGCAGGUGAUACUGAAGCACCCUAUUUCGAGACGACAGGUGAUCACCAAUCACCCAAUAUUGAGUAUAGCACUAGUGGAGCAUAUGGGAUUCCGGUGGUUGAGGAAACAAAUAUUCAACUCGAGCAGAAUGAGGUUGAGUUGAACUCGAGCAGACAUCAAGGAUUCUAUAUCACAAACUAA